Helianthus annuus (common sunflower) is the source of this 513-nucleotide messenger RNA. RefSeq names its product protein FAM98B-like. The transcript has a single exon. The record is from RefSeq and is a predicted model, not a curated record. NCBI's taxonomy places the organism in Eukaryota, Viridiplantae, Streptophyta, Magnoliopsida, Asterales, Asteraceae. Bases 1 to 513 code for a protein of 170 amino acids.
AUGUCUGAAAUCCGAUCUACGCUGAAAGCCGCCCAAGCGGCAGCGGUAGCCGCACAGGCCGUUGCGGAGAAAGUCGCCGCACAGACGGCGGCGGACAAAGCCGCUGCGACGGUGGCGCCGGAGCUUAAAGCGAAAUUUGAAGCCGGAAUAAUCACCAUGACAUUGAGCGGCAGUAAACCUGAGGAUUUGAAGAGGUUUCAAGUCACACAGGGAAAGUCAACAUCUGCCGAAAUUGUUUCCGGUGUAUCGUGGGCGAGUGCUACGGCCUCUUUGAAUUUCAUCGCUAACAAGAUCCCUUCAUGGAUCCGCCGCAAGCCCCCUCCUGUGCCCAAAGUCAGCAAAGAAAAACCCAACUGGGUUAAAACCAAUGGUGGCGCUGUAGGGGGAAACGAUGGUAGUGGAGGUGCCAAAGAAAAUGGUAACUGUGGUGCGGGAGGUGGAAAAGAAGGUGGGACCGGUGGCGCGGUAAGCGGCAAUGGUGGUGAGGGAGGCGUCAAUGGUGGUGGGGAAUAG